Spodoptera frugiperda (fall armyworm) is the source of this 2529-nucleotide messenger RNA. RefSeq names its product cell surface glycoprotein 1-like. The transcript is spliced from 2 exons. Bases 171 to 2399 code for a protein of 742 amino acids. NCBI's taxonomy places the organism in Eukaryota, Metazoa, Arthropoda, Insecta, Lepidoptera, Noctuidae. The record is from RefSeq and is a predicted model, not a curated record.
AAUAUGUCAUGAUUUUAUAAGUUUGAUACAAUGUUUGUGAAUAAAUGUUGGCGAAUUACGAAUUGUAUUUGUAAUAGUAUUUAUCUUUUAUAGUAGUUCCUUACGAUAUAUUAUGAUAAUUGCUUUAUUCAUUAAUAACUCGAAGAUAUAAUUUAUUAUUUAGGAAGUAUAUGAGUAUAAGUGGUAUGACUGUUCAUGCAACUAUGCAAUCGAUUAAUUUGUUAUUCUAUUUGUACGUGGUUAUUGACCAUGCAGUAUCAUCAGAGGCUGGAUUAUUAGAUCCCAUUAGAAGUAUGUUCAAUCCGAUCCCAUCAAGCCGACCACGGCGCAGGCCCGAUCUAUUACUCGGACCAUUAGUAUCACGAUUCCGGGAUUCGGAACUACGUUAUGACAGCAUGGAUUUUGAUAAAAACGCACGAAGUAUCCCUGAGAAGUAUCCCGACUAUCCAAGGCCUUACGACGACACCAUUAAAACUCACAUCAUUUAUGGGCACUCAUUUAGGAAGAAAACAACAAAAAAGCCGAAAGGAAAGGCGACAUGUUCAAAAGAUUCAGAUGAGCCUUGUAAGGAGGAGCCACCAAAGGAUCCAUGUAAAGAAGCACCACCGAAAGAUCCAUGUAAGGAUCAAAACGAAUGUAAACCACCGAAGGAACCCUGUAACGAUUCGCCACCGAAAGAUCCGUGUAAGGAUCAAAAGGAAUGUAAACCACCGAAGGAGCCCUGUAACGAACCGCCACCGAAAGAUCCGUGUAAGGAAUGUAAACCACCGAAGGAGCCCUGUAACGAAUCGCCACCGAAAGACCCAUGUAAGGAAUGUAAACCACCGAAGGAGCCCUGUAACGAAUCGCCACCGAAAGACCCGUGUAAGGAUCAAAAGGAAUGUAAACCACCGAAGGAACCCUGUAACGAACCGCCACCGAAGGACCCAUGUAAGGACCAAAAGGAAUGUAAACCACCGAAGGAGCCCUGUAAAGACUCGCCACCGAAAAAACCGUGUAAAGACGAACAUAAUCCAUGUGUACAUUCAGAACCACAAAAGGACCCAUUUAAAGAACAAGAAGAGCAUAAUCCAUGUCCACAACCAGAACCACCAAAAGAACCAUGUAAACCUUGUAAGCCACCUCCCAAGGAACCCUGUAAACCAGAACCACCAAAGGAGCCUUGUAAACCACCUCCCAAGGAACCGUGUAAACCAUGUCCACCACCAAAGGAUCCAUGUAAGCCCCCUCCGAAGGAUCCGUGUAGUCCAUGUCCACCGCCAGAGCCACCAAAAGAGCCUUGUAAGCCACCUCCAAAGGAACCGUGUAAACCAUGUCCAAAACCAGAACCACCAAAAGAACCUUGUAAGCCCCCUCCAAAGGAUCCGUGUAGUCCAUGUCCACCACCAGAACCACCAAAAGAACCUUGUAAGCCACCUCCAAAGGAACCGUGUAAACCAUGUCCAAAACCAGAACCACCAUGUCCAAAACCAGAACCGCCAUGUCCAAAACCAGAACCACCAUGUCCAAAACCAGAACCUUGUAACGACUCACCACCAAAAGAGCCAUGUAAAGAUAAACCACCACCGUGUCCACCAAAAAAAGAACCGUGUAAAGAAGAAGAAGAGAAACCUCUUAAAGAUGAAAACAAUUCAAAAUGGCAAUCAGAUGAUAUUCAUCCAAAUGAUCCCCAAAAACUUUCGUACAGACCAUAUUAUUCUAAAGUGUCUGCUUCUACCACGACUACUUCCAAAGUAUCUAUCAUUGGAACUGGUGAUUCAAAAAUACAUCCUUUUACCUAUCCUAAACUAUCUGCUGAAGAUCUAUUUCACGCAAAAAUUGCUAAUGAUUUAUUCAAUUCCAAAAUACCAUUUGAGCCUUUGAUUCCAGACAUACACACUGAUAGUUUAGACAAUUUACCUAAUGAGGAUUCAAACAAUGCGGUCGGCAGAUCGUAUGAUGAGUGGCCUGAAGUUUCUGAGGCCGAAGCAGUGGUUUCUGGUGAAACCCCAUCUAAUUUUAAUGCAGAAUCAGAUGUGGUUGAUGAAACCACAACCAAGUCUAAUGCAGAACCAGAUGAUUCAGAAUAUGAUGACAUCAUAGCCCAAAGGUUUCCUCAAGCUAUAAAGUUAUUAGAGGAGCUAAAAAAAUUAAACCAACUAAAAGCUAUUUUAAAACUACAAAAAUUACAAAAGGAAGGACAUGUGAGUGCUAUCACUGAGAAUAGUGAAUAUAAUGAACCAACAGAAGCAGUGACAAAGGUAUCCUCAAAAAAAUCUUAUAAUUUUCGAGAUAUAAGCGACCUAUUGGUGACUGAAAAAUUUUUGAGAACUUCUACUGAAGCUAGUUACAUUCCUAAAAAAGUAGUUUUGACAAAACUAUUAAAAAAAAGACAUAACUAUCAAGCAAAAUUUGUUUAGCUCGAUGAUGAUUUGAGCAGCACUAAUAAUACUAAAGAAAUUAUUUACUAUAUUGAAUACAAAUAUAACAUAAAAGGUGUUAAAGUUUAGAUUAUUUGUAUAAAUAAAUAUAUUUAUUUUUAACUACCCA